Molecule: messenger RNA, 867 nt
Organism: Zophobas morio
Lineage: Eukaryota; Metazoa; Arthropoda; Insecta; Coleoptera; Tenebrionidae
Product: chymotrypsin-1-like
Exons: 3
Coding region: 95-838 (247 amino acids)
Biological process (GO): proteolysis
Molecular function (GO): serine-type endopeptidase activity
Source: RefSeq, a predicted model, not a curated record
UUCAGAAGCACUACAACGCUGUUGACCGUACUAUCAGCAAUUGUUUGUUGCUUAUCCACAUAGCUCACUUUUUCCUAGAAUAUUUCCAGUAAAAAUGCACGCAACAGGUAUUUUCGCUUUCUUUUUCACUUGUGUAGUGACCUACUCCUUAGCGUUUCCUGGAAACGACGAAGUUAACUUCAGAAUUGUUGGUGGCAUCGAGGGUAAGAAAGAAAAGUUUCCUUACGCAGUGUCUUUAAGAGACGAAAACAAUAAACAUGUUUGUGGUGGCACGCUCAUUACUAAUGAGUACGUCAUUACUGCUGCACACUGUGUAGCAAGUGAUGAGGAAAUAUCUGUGGUUAUUGGCAGCGCCUAUCUAGAUCAAGGUGGAACCCGUACCAAACCAAUUUCCACACAUGUACACCCAGACUUCGACAAGAAGUGGCUCAGAAAUGAUAUAGCUGUACUGCAAAUAAAGAAAGAAACGAGUUAUAAAUCUUCAUUUCCUGCUAGACUGCAAACCAAUUUCUCGGAUUACGAAAAUCCGUGCUACAUAAUGGGCUGGGGUUGGACUCAAGCAAGAGGAGAACCAUCAAAUAUAUUUAAAAUAGCGGAGGUGCAACCUGUGAAACCGAAAAAGUGCCAAGAAGCAUGGAAAAGUGCGUAUUAUCCACGUCUAAUCUGCACCACUAGUAAAGGAAACGCGACGUGUCGCGGAGAUUCAGGAGGACCUUUAAUCUGCGAAGAUAAGUUAACAGGAGUCGUGUGCUUUGGCAAACCUUGCGGUACGGGAAUACCUGACACUUUCACAGCCGUCAGUUACUACAACGAUUGGAUUGAUUCAAUAAUAAAUUAGUUUGUUUCAUUAGUUGAAUUUAUUGAUGU